AUGUUGAUCACGACUGCAACAGCCCCGCCACUGUAUGCUGACCAGGUCUUGGAGAUAAGCACUUCCGGCAAGGGCAACCGUCUCAUCGGGUCUGUCAUUGGCAACGGUGAGGCUAAGUACGCUUGCGCCGCGCUGGGGCCUGACAAUCGGAUCUACUGCGCUCCGCUGGAGGCACACCGCGUCCUCCUCAUCACACCGGAGGACCACGAGGUUGAGGAGAUUGGUAUCGACUUGGGCAAGGAGGAAGAAAAGUACUCCUGCAUUGCGGCAGCACCUGCUGGGCACAUGAUGUACGCUGCCCCUCGUAACGCCCGCUUCAUUCUGGAGGUAGACACAAAGAGAUGCUAUGUCAGAGAGGUGGGAAAGGAUCUCGGACCUGUGAAGCGGAAGUUCACAGCCAUCGUGUCGGGGAAGCCUCCAGAGGCCGCCGGAGUGAUUCUCUAUGACGUCCUAUGGCGCCUGCAGGACUGGGAAGGCCCGGCAGUUCACCUCAAAGAGGUGGAACUCGUGCGUGGAGUCCUCCUAUUGCGAAUUUGA
Messenger RNA from Symbiodinium pilosum, 537 nucleotides. Lineage: Eukaryota; Dinophyceae; Suessiales; Symbiodiniaceae. The record is from the annotation of a GenBank genome assembly.